Messenger RNA from Scleropages formosus (Asian bonytongue), 5130 nucleotides. RefSeq names its product RAB GTPase activating protein 1-like (gene rabgap1l). Bases 1971 to 5090 code for a protein of 1039 amino acids. The transcript has 26 exons. Gene Ontology annotation, molecular function: small GTPase binding; GTPase activator activity. The record is from RefSeq and is a predicted model, not a curated record. Lineage: Eukaryota; Metazoa; Chordata; Actinopteri; Osteoglossiformes; Osteoglossidae. Gene Ontology annotation, biological process: regulation of GTPase activity.
UUUAACGUGUAUACAUGACUGUGACAUCAUGUCAUGUGCAAAGGGCCGCUGCUGUGUUAACAGUUGCUGUGCGCACACGAGUGCAAAUGGAAACGGAAUCUGGAUGUAGGUAGGGACUCAUGAACUUAGUCUUAGGGCAGCAAUUUUAAUAAACUACACACUCCUCUACAGAGCACAAUUUGCAUGGCAAAACCAUCACCAGUCAUGCCACUGCUACUUCAGUUUUGUGUGAAUUCCGCACAAAGCGGCUCACUUUGACCAGACUCUCUUCUUCCGGAAAGUGGUUUUGGGAGAACAGAAAUUGGGCGCCGCACACACACAGCGCAGGACUUCGCUGUGGGAAACACUCCCCCCUUCGGCCGCCGACACACACCGUCUGACACCACCGUCUCGCUCCGGCGACCCGAAGCUCCGACCGCGCGCUCGUCCUCGCUCUUCUCACUUCUCCACUCUGAUCCACAGCGUGGACGCGCGCGGGACGCUGAGUGGCUCGCGGAGCGAGAGUGCGCACUGGCUGAGGCGAGACCGCACGCUCGUCCUCGUCGUCCCUCAUCGCAGCUCCCGAGUUUCACUUGCGUCGACUUUAAACGCGCCGGCGUGGACGCGCCCGGGAAGCGGUGAGGUUCGCGAAGCAGGAAUGUGCGCUGGCUGAGGCGAGACUGCGGCGCGGCUGACAGCUUCGCAUUGUAAACAAGUAAGUUGCUUCAACACCUCAGAGACCGCGUCUUGAAAUCCAUUUUUUUUCCAUCAAGUUGCACCGAGUUGACGUGACGUAGACACUCGAGGAGCUUUGCGUGCCCCGACACAGCCCCGGUGUGUUGCUACAGUUCCGUUGACUCUCACUGUGUGUGUGUGUGAGACAUCCAUAGCAUUUUUCCAGCUAGCUAGCAGGAAAGCUGCACUACUUCCUGUCCCUCGGCCAGGCAGGCAGAGCAGGCUCAGCAGCUGGCCGGGCUCUGCCCUUCAUCAUAUUCUCAUGUAAACAAAUAUAAUCUCCACAGACGCUUUAACACACCUAUCGGCUGUCUGUCGGUGUUUUCAUCAUGGAGCUGUGCCCCUUGUCACCCCUGUGCCCGCUGUGCUCUGCUGCUCGUUUCCGUCCUGUCCGCUCGGCUAGGCUAGCGUGUUGGCGCGUCGCGGGGGUUCUGUCCACACAGGAACUCUAGCUGUGUGCAUUCAGCGGCGCUCGCGCUCUGAACCAGGCGCUGCGUGUCACGCGGACGUGUCCGCGGCCCGUCGCGCGUCGGUGUGCAGCCGUUACAGCUUCGGAAGGGUUUGGCGAAUGCGGAGGCGCACGCUUGCCUUGAGUGCCUAGUUUUUAAAUACUCUCUCUCCUCCCAUGUUAACUUUUUCGGCAACUCAAGUAAAAGCUGUCUGUUUUUAUCGCCGCGAAUCCUCUUUUACGUUUAUUUUUUAGUUUCGGGUAUUUAAUCGCACCUCCUCCUUCGCACUUGUGAGCUAACAGGCUAAGUAGUAUUACCGCUGGAGCCUGUACGUGUACCACGAUAGGGGGCACGUGGUUUAACAAGUGUGACAGGCGACAGGCUGCUUGUGUUGUCGAGCCUUGCUGCUGCUGCUGCUGCUGCUACUACUGCUGUUGUUGUUGGGAAAGUGGACAGCACACGUAUUGAAACGCGCUUCCGUCCCGUCCGAAGGGAGCCGCUCUGCUGGUUAUCACACAGCGUACCUUGGUGUCCACGCGCACAGCGCGCGCUGUCACUUCUGCGCUGGCAUGAUGAUGCUGAACACUGUACGAAGCAGGAAAAAAUAAUAUGUCAUAUGACCCCUGCUUUGACUGAGAACUGCAAGAUAGACUGGAAAAACAGGUCGAAUGCAGGAGGGAUGUAAAACACAGUAGGGCACAGACAGAGAGGUGCAACAAAGCUCAUGUCUGACAGCCUAAACUAAGGUUCCUUGCUGCAGCAGGAGGUCUGUCACUGUGCUGUGAGGUGUGAGUUGUCCAACCUACCAUGGAUGACAGCUCGUCUUUGGGCAAAGUGAGUGGCUCCACAGAAUCUGUGUCCACAGUCACCAGCGAGGAGUUUGUGUUGGUUCAGUCAGCUGUUGCAGGGUCACCUUCAUGCUCCGAGGGGAAACCAAGGCUCAAGAUGUCCUGGAAUGGGAGUGAGCAACUUGAAAGGGCAAUGGAAGAGGUGCUUGAGGAUGAUAUGGGAGAUGGAGGGAGGACAAGAGGAGCACAGGAUAAUGAGAAAACAGAUGUGUUCUCUGAUCCAGAGUCCUCUGAAACCCACAAUAUGAAGAAACCACCAAGGAACUUAGCCCAGGAUGCCCUGCCUGCAGGUGCAUGUUGUCCAGUGGGUAGUGGCCCUGUCGAGGAGGAGGACAGCGUCCAGUUCAGCAAGCUGUCAUACCUGGGGUGCACUUGGGUGAAAGCCCCUCGCAGUGAACCUGAAGCUCUUCGGGCCAUGUCCACCCUACGGGCAGAAAGUGCUGUUCCCAUCCCGGUCACCCUCUACGUCCCCAAUGUGCCUGAGGGCUCUGUCAGGAUUGUGGACCAGGCCACGGGGACAGAGAUUGCCUCUUUCCCCAUCUACAAGGUGCUUUUUUGUGUGCGGGGUCGAGAGGGCUCGGUUGAGAGCGACUGCUUCUCCUUUACAGAAAGCUACCGCAGCAGCGAGGAGUUCCAGAUCCAUGUAUUUUCCUGCCACGUUAAGGAAGCUGUUAGCCGUAUUCUGUAUAGCUUCUCCACAGCAUUUCGUCGCUCUUCUAAGCCAGCUCCAGAUGUAAGAGACUCAGCUGUGCCACCUUUCCCAGAAAGUGAUGUCUUCACCUUCAUGGUCAUGUUGGAAGUGCGAGAGGAUGAUGGAAAAGGCAACUACAGUCCUGUGCCAAAGGACCGUGAUAAGUUCUACUUCAAGUUACGUCAAGGUGUCCAGAAGAAGGUGGUGGUUACAGUCCAACAGAUGAACAAUAAGGAGCUGGCUAUUGAGAGGUGUUUUGGAAUGUUGCUGAGUCCUGGUCGGAAGGUCCGGAACAGUGACAUGCAUCUCUUAGAUAUGGAGUCAAUGGGGAAGAGCUCAGAUGGAAAGGCAUAUGUAAUAACAGGGACAUGGAACCCCAGCACUCCAGCAUUCCAGGUGCUGAAUGAAGAAACUCCUAAAGACAAACAAGUGUACAUGACAGUGGCCGUGGACCUUGUGGUGACAGAGGUGGUGGAACCCGUCCGCUUCUUGAUGGAGACUCUUGUGCGGGUCUACUCUGCCAACGAAAGGUUCUGGUACUUCAGCCGUAAGACCUUCACAGAAACCUUCUACCUCAAGCUCAAGCAGGGCAGUGAGAAGGGCAGCCAAAGUGAUGCCAUUUUUGAAAUUGUGAGCCUACAGAGGGAGGCAGAGAGAACCGACGGGGCUCGUGGGCGCCUGAUCUCACCUGCCGAGGAUGAGGAGCUUGAGGAAGAGAGUGACAAUGAGAUUUCCAGUGGCACUGGCGAUGUGUCGAAGGACUGCCCUGAAAAGAUCCUGGAGUCGUGGGGUGGGAUCCUCAGCCGAUGGCAUGGGAAUCUGGCAGCAAGGCCCAAGGGUCUGUCUGCCCUGGUGAAGCCUGGAGUGCCUGAGGCCCUGCGGGCCGAGGUCUGGCAGCUCCUGUCUGGGUGCCAUGAUGACCAGACACUGCUGGAGCGUUACCGCAUCCUCAUCACCAAGGACUCUGUGCAGGAAGGUGUGAUCACAAGAGACAUACAUCGAACCUUUCCAGCGCAUGAUUACUUCAAAGAUUCUGACGGCGAUGGCCAAGACUCCCUGUACAAGAUUUGUAAGGCUUACUCUGUCUACGAUGAGGAGAUCGGGUACUGUCAGGGCCAGUCCUUCUUGGCAGCUGUACUUCUCCUGCACAUGCCUGAGGAGCAAGCAUUCUGUGUUCUUGUGAAAAUCAUGUAUGACUAUGGUCUCCGAGACCUGUACAAGAACAACUUUGAGAAUCUUCAUUGCAAGUUCUACCAGCUGGAGAGGUUAAUCCAGGAGCAGCUGCCAGACCUGUGGUCCCGCUUUCAGGAGCUGAACCUGGAGGCCCACAUGUAUGCCUCGCAGUGGUUCCUGACACUCUUUACAGCCAAGUUCCCCCUCUGCAUGGUGUUUCACAUCACCGACCUGCUGCUGUGUGAGGGGCUAAAUAUCAUCUUUAACGUUGCCUUGGCCUUGCUGAAGACCUCCAAGGAAGACUUGCUCCAGGCGGAUUUUGAAGGAGCACUGAAAUUCUUCCGGGUGCAGCUGCCAAAACGCUACCGAGCUGCAGAGAAUGCUCGGAGACUCAUGGAGCAGGCUUGCAACAUCAAGGUGCCCACAAAGAAGCUGAAGAAGUUUGAGAAGGACUACCAGGCCCUGCGCGAGAGCCAGCUACAACAAGAGGACCCUAUCGACAGGUAUCAGAGGGAGAACCGGCGGCUACAGGAAGCCAGUAUGCGUCUGGAGCAGGAAAACGAUGACCUGGCUCAUGAACUGGUCACCAGCAAGAUAGCGCUAAGGAAUGACCUGGACCAGGCUGAGGACAAGGCAGACGUGUUGAACAAGGAGCUUUUGAACACAAAACAGCGUCUCGUGGAGACAGAGGAGGAGAAGAGGAGGCAGGAGGAAGAGACAGCACAGCUAAAAGAGGUGUUUAGAAGAGAGCUGGAGAAAGCAGAGUCAGAGAUCAAGAAAACAACUGCCAUCAUCGCCGAGUACAAGCAGAUUUGCUCACAGCUGAGCACCAGGCUGGAGAAGCAGCAGGCUGCAACAAAGGAGGAGCUUGACAUUGUUAAGAGCAAGGUAAUGGCCUGCGAGCGUUGCCGUGAGGUCUUCAGCAAGGAGGGUCCACUACAGAUGCCCCUGGUGAGCAGGGACAACCGGGACUCAGACCUGGAUGAGGAGAAGGACACACUCAAGGCUCAACUGCGGGAAAUGGAACUGGAGCUGGCACAAACUAAAUUGCAGCUGGUGGAAGCCAAGUGCAGGAUCCAGGAGCUAGAGCACCAGAGGGGUGUACUGAUGAAUGAGAUUCAGGCUGCCAAAAACUCCUGGUUCAGCAAAACACUGGGCUCCCUAAAAACAUCCACAAGCAGCCAGAUGCCCUCGUCACCCAGAGAAGGGCUGUAAGCUCCCCUCCCUGGUAGAAUGAGCACAAAGGGGGGGGGGG